AGGGAUUAGGGGGAGAGGAGGAAGAGAAGAAGAGGCUGCUCCAGCCUGGAGAUCCUGUGAAAGGAGGAAAAGAAGAACAGUAUCCCAACACACACAGUUUGGCUCCAGUAUCCCCCAAGAUGGCCACCAAUGUGGGAUCAAUGAUUCAAUAUUGGAAGCGGUUUGAUCUGCGGCGGCUGCAGAAAGAGCUGAACUCCCUGGCGUCGGAGCUGGCUGCACGGCAGGAAGAGAGCGAACAUUCCCACAAGCAGCUUAUUGAACUCAGCCGUGAGUUUAAGAAAAAUGUCCCAGAGGAAAUCAGAGAAAUGGUAACUCCUGUCCUGAAGAGUUUUCAAGCAGAGGUUGUUGCUCUUAGUAAAAGAAGCAAGGAAGCAGAAGCGGCCUUCCUGAGUGUAUACAAGCAAUUAAUUGAAGCACCAGAUCCUGCUCCUCUGCUGGAAGCAGCUCGUGGCUUAGAGGACCGGUUGCAGCAACUUCAGCGCAUCGAUCCUGAGAAUAAAGCUGUGAAAGAAAUCAGUCGCCACUGGAAAAAAUAUUCUGACUUCCUUUCUGCUGCUAAAGAGCGGAAAGAGGGAACCGUUCCAGCAGGGAUCCCGCUGCAGAGGGAGGAAGCCUGGCACUGUACCAUUAACAGCAAACUCUUUUCCACGGACACCUUUCAACAGAGAAGCGAGGCAGAAAGCGAAAAAGGCCUACAGGAAGCACAAAUCACAUUGGCUGUCAGACUUGGUGAGGCUGAGGAGAAGAUCAAGGUUCUUCAUUCAGCGCUGAAGACAACACAGAGAGAGCUGCUUGACCUGCGGUGUCAAUAUGAUAAAGAGACAGCCUCUAAGACAGACGAAGUGGGCAUGAUAAUGACCAAUCUUGAAAAAGCCAAUCGGAGAGCAGAAGCUGCUCAGAGGGAGGUUGAGAGUCUCAGGGAGCAAUUAUCAUCUGUUAAUAAUUCCAUUAGACUGACCUGUUGUUCUCCACAAGCAUCCAGUGGGGACAAAGACAGCUUCUCCUUGUGUUCAGGAUCUCACCUAGAAGCAGCAUUGGCUGUCAAGGACAGAGAAAUUCUCCGACUCCUAAAAGACAUUCAGCACUUCCAGAACUCUAUUCAAGAGCUAGAAGAGUCCUCAGCCAACCAGAUUGCAGAACUCGAACAACAACUUGUCAUUAAAACAGAAGCCAUAGAGAAGCUGGAAGAGAAGUUACGGCGUCAGUCGGAUUAUGAAGAAAUUAAAACUGAACUAAGCAUAUUGAAAGCAAUGAAGUCAGCCUCAGCAAAUUGUACCAUUUCCCAGGAAAAUUCCACACCAGAGGAUUCCUUGUUGAUAGAAAAAGAGACAUUCUUCCCAUCUCAGACUUAUGUAUUAGAGAAGCAGCGCAUUCUACCCAGCAAUGAGGAGGAUCAGUCGGAGGAUGACUCUAUGAAACAAAGCCUUGGAGCUGAGAGACCCUAUUCCUCUUCCCCUCGGACAUCGUUCCAAACAAGAGAUGGAGUGGUUACGCCAAGCUCUUCUCAGUGCCUGCAGGAAGCAGCUGCUCAUGUUGGCCAAAGAACUAUCUCCUCUACCUUCCCCAACACUAGUGAGCAGCUGCCCGGAGAGGUACCAUUAAAGAAGCAUAUGGUGUCACCAGUGCUCAAGAGUGAAAAUAACACCAUGCUAUCCUUCCCUUCCUCAUUCUACUCAGUGAAGUCCACCAUACUGCCCAACCACCUUUCGGCCACUGUAAAUAAUGACUCCAGCCCUCUCAGUGAUCAAUCUGAGGCGAGCAGUUCCAGCUCUGCAGAUGAAGAACAUAUAGACACCUCUGAAAUUGCUUUCCAAGUUAAAGAGCAGCUGCUAAAACAUAAUAUUGGACAACGUGUCUUUGGACAUUAUGUUUUGGGCCUUUCCCAGGGGUCAGUGAGUGAAAUCCUGGCCCGACCCAAACCCUGGAGGAAGCUAACUGUUAAAGGAAAGGAGCCUUUCAUUAAAAUGAAGCAGUUUUUGUCUGAUGAACAGAAUGUCCUGGCACUGAGAACCAUUCAGGUGCGACAGAGAGGAAGCAUUACACCAAGAAUUAGAACUCCAGAAACAGGUUCAGACGAUGCCAUAAAAAAUAUCCUGGAACAAGCAAAAAAGGAGAUUCAGUCACAGAAAGGAGGUGACACAAAAGGCUCAAAUGCUCCUUUAUCAUCAUCUUCCAGCAUAACCAGCAGCUCAGAGGAUGCAAUUAAGAGUAUCUUGGAGCAGGCAAGAAGGGAAAUGCAGGCUCAACAGCAGGUGCUGUUAGAAAUUGAGUCAGGCAACGGGCAUCGGUCCAUGAACACCCCACCAGCAGAACGACCUAUCCUUACACCAUCAACACACAAUGCUGCUCACAUCCAUAUUAAACAGGAAGAGGGUACCUUUAUUACCAGCGCUGCCUCCAUCCAGACCCCACUAAGUGUGCUCUCUCCUGCAGCUUUUGUGCAGAAUAUAAUACGCAAAGUGAAGUCAGAGAUAGGUGACGCAGGGUCAUACUUUGACCAGCACUGGGCAACAGAAAGAAACCUCUUAAGUCGCCCCUUAAUGUCAGUUUCCCCAUCGCUGUCAUCAUCUUCUUCCAGUUACUCAGGUAUGAUCAAUGGCAGACCAUGGAGACGAGCAGAUACCUGUGAGACCGCUCCCAGUGAGGAAGAAAUAACAACAGCUGAAGAAGCACACAAGGUGGUGGAGGUGAAGACCGAAGCUGGAAACCUUGACCAACAAAACAUGAAUCGCCUUUCUUAUUAUCCUGCCUACGUACCAAGGAAUCUCAAGCCCACAGUACCGCCUCUGACUCCAGAACAGUAUGAGAUGUAUAUGUACAGAGAAGUUGAUACACUGGACCUUACUAGGCAGGUCAAGGAAAAGUUGGCAAAAAAUGGCAUUUGCCAAAGAAUCUUUGGAGAAAAGGUGCUUGGAUUAUCCCAAGGUAGUGUGAGUGACAUGUUAUCCAGGCCCAAACCAUGGAGCAAACUCACCCAAAAGGGUCGUGAGCCCUUCAUUCGCAUGCAGCUUUGGCUAACUGAUCAACUGGGCCAAGGAAUCACUCAGCAGCCAGCCCUGUCUCAAGGUACCUUAAGUCCCUCUGAGACUCACUCAUCUCCAUCACCAUCGCCAAGCCCACCAGAACAGGAGAAGAGCCCCCUGCUCAUCUUAAGCCUGGAGAGCACUAAAGAAAACCUCCAGCCAGAGAGCAGGCCUGCUUCUUCACUCAGUGGGAGGAGCUUUCCAAAUCAUCAGGCCACAGGCAUCCAGGAAAUGGUGGCCAUGUCUCCUGAGCUAGACACCUACUCCAUCACCAAGAAGGUUAAAGAGGUGCUGACAGACAAUAACUUAGGUCAGAGGUUAUUUGGAGAGAGCAUCUUGGGCCUUACACAGGGUUCCGUAUCGGACCUUCUGUCCAGGCCCAAACCAUGGCACAAGCUGAGCUUGAAGGGCCGAGAGCCAUUUGUACGGAUGCAAUUAUGGCUGAGCGAUCCUCAUAACAUUGAAAGGCUUAGAGAUAUGAAGAAAAUGGAGAAGAAAGCUUACCUAAAGCGUCGCUAUGGCCUUAUCAGUGGAGGCUCGGACAGCGAAUCUUCCAACACUAAAACAGAGUGUGCAAGUCCGAGCCCCCAACCGCAAGAAUACAGUCACCUGCAGAUGAAAAAGCCCAGGGUGGUGCUGGGGUUAGAAGAAAAAGAAACACUGAAGAAAGCUUAUCAGCUGGAGCCUUACCCAUCACAGCAAACUAUUGAGCAGCUCUCAUUUCAACUUAACCUCAAGACAAACACAGUCAUUAACUGGUUCCAUAACUACAGGUCACGCAUGCGCAGGGAGAUCCUGAUAGAGGGUCAGCAGGACAAUGACACUGAUCAAGAGCCAAGCAGCUGUGAUAGUUUCACAUCAGUAUGUACCUUACACAGGGAUCCAGCUCUGCACAGCCUGGCCUCUGAAGGUGUUGAUAGAAAACCAGUAGUUUGUGACAUGGAUCACCUAAUGCACAACGAUGGUUGCACUGAAGAGAGAGGGGCUACAAGGGAAAUUAAGAAAGAGAACAUAGAAGAAGGAGAAGAAGAAAAGGAUGACUCUUCUAAACGUUGUGAUUCUUGUAGCUCUGAACACACAUUGUGUUGUGAAACAGAUCCAAGCAGAAUGCAUAGAGAAGAUGAAGCUGCCCAACACUGUGUCGACCUUCAGAGACCACAUUAUCUAAGAAGAAGCAGUUCUUUUUAUGAUAAGUUGCGUCCUUCUAGUGCGCAUGACUGUUCUCAUAAGGAAAUUACAAACCCAGAACGGUCACAGACUGACCCAAUUAGCUUUAAAUCCACAGCAGAAUCUUCACGAAGCAGCCUGGAAGUGUCUCUAAACUCUCCUUCAGCUGCCUCCUCUCCUGGCCUAAUGAUGUCUGUGUCCCCUGUCCCUACUUCCUCUGCGCCCAUUUCUCCAUCCCUGCCUAACACUGUUUCAGUAAAACUUCAUAAACUGAACACUGCCAGUGACAAUGCCCCAUUACACCUAUCCAUAAAACAUAGUCCCAACAACCAGAGGAGAAAUGAGAAGAUGGCCAAUUUAAAUAACAUUAUCCACAGGCUCGAGAGAGCAGCAAAUAAGGAGGAGACCCUGGAAUGGGAAUUUUGAAAAAUAACCUAAAGACACAGUAUCUUUUUGUAACAAACUGGAACCAAGUAAAGCAGAGUGCUUGCAGAGAACAUAUAUGGGAUAAUUUAUAUUUUAUGGUUCUUGUUUUGUGAAGUAGAAGCUUAUGAGAACAAGAGUUUAGAAAACAAACUACUUCCAAAAAUUCCAUGGAAUGAAAAAAAUAUUGACUUUGUUUUCAUGUUAAAAAGUAAUUCUUUUAGAAGAAAAGAUAUUUAUAAACAUUUUAGAUAUUUUAUUAAAUAAUAUUUGGAAUUUAUUACCAACCUGGGGCUGCUUUGAUAACAGAUAAUUAUAACAUGACAGAUGUGUAGCAGUGAUGGUUCCGUGUAUAGCGUGUUCCUGUAGCUUGCCACUGGAUGAGAUUAAAAUUCCGCUUAAGCCAUUGUUGAAGCACUAGAAGAAUGACCAAACAAAGUAUGUUUCAAGAGGCGUUCUAAUCCUGCAGCUGUCUCUAAGACAACCUAUUUCCCCCCAAAUGGAACAGUCUGAAAGACUCUAAAUUCCAAAUGGGAAGCCAUCAUGUGUGACUUGAUUCAUUGGUCCAUUUGAUAAAAAUCUAUCAUAUAGUUCUGUGUAGUGUUUAUAUGUUGUGGAGAUGCCAGUUGGACAGCACAGGGUCAAAACAUUAUUUCACCAAUUAUUUAAGAGGUUGAAACACAAUGCAACAUUCCUACCAACAUCCCCCACUGGUAGUUUGUCACUCACAUGGCUAUGUCCUUUCUCUCUCUCACUCUCUCUCUAGGCCAUGGGGACCUGUGGUGUCACAGUAACCAUACAGGGCAUGGUUACUUCCUUUCUAAAUUGUUUGGUAAAACAGCUGAUAGAGGGAGUACACCUGGAGAUACUUUCUUCUUGUGGGACCACUGAUAAACUUUCCUGGUGCAUGCAGUGAAAAAUAUGGACUGCCCUUGGAAAUGUAAGCAUUUGGUAGUUAUGCAGGCACAGUGUAAUAUAAGUCAGGCCGGACUGGCAAUCUAUGGAUUCUGGCAAAUGCCAGAGGGUCCACUGUAAGAGUUUAUGGACAGUUACUAUUUAGUCGGCUGUUUGGGCCACUGCAUAUUUGAAAUGCCAGGGCUUAUUUUGAAUCCCAGGCCAGGCCUGUUGUGAGGUACCCUUUGUUUUUAAUAGAAAUUUAAAAAUGGUCCCUUCACCAGAUUCUUCCUUUGCCAGUUCUAACUGCACUGAACAGUUUCUCAGUAUGUAUAGCUGCAGAUAUGAGGAUUUGCUUCAAAGAAGCCAAUCCUUCAUUUCAUUAAGAUUGUUGACAAUUAAUGCAAAUUAUAGCCAAGGGACUUGUUUUGUUGAGAAAAUGCCUCCAAAGAGCCAUUAUGGCUGAAAAUACAGGCAAGGCUGCCUGUAGCAGUCAUCCCAUGGCUCCUAAUGAUUAUGUGCUUUUCAUGAUCCACUUGGGGCAUACUCAGCUGUUCCAGCCUAUUCUCUACCACAGCAGCCCUUUACUUUUAAUACAAUACUGGGAUCCAGUAAUAUAAGCCAUGUACUAAGGUUCUAAACCAAUGUGAUGGCCACCUUAAACCAGAGAAUUGCCACUGGCAAAUAAUAAAUAAUUUCAGCACUACAAAAUUAUGGCUAUUUUUACUUAGUAGACAAUCCCUAGCUCCUUUGUGAUAUUUUAAGGUAAAUGUAUAAUGCUGAGAAAGAGUUUUCUUAUUGAAAUUCAAUAGCAUUUAAUAUUGCAAAGCUUUUUAUUAGACAGGGAACCCACUAGUCACAUGAAUACAGCUGCACCAGGGCAUUAUUAGCACUUUAUACUUAGCCUAGGAUGGGGGACCUUUGGCAGCCUAGUUGCUGAUACACCUAUGCUCACAGCUUCAGCUGCUGGUGGGAUGCUAGUAGUUAAUAAAAUGUGGAGGGGUUCAGGUUGCCCCUGACUAUACUGGGCUUUGGUGAUGUAGGAGAACCUACAGAUCUCACAGCCCUGCAUUAGAACUGUGAUCUACAUUCCAUGUAUUGUGCACUCUCCUGUGUACUAACGAGUAGGCUAAAUCACAUUUAAAGGGCAAUUAGGAUUUUCUUCCACAGUCCUUAGUAACAGAUUCUUCUUAAUUGUAUCUGCAAGGGUCUGCAUAGGUUUCUUCCCAUACUCCAAAAAAA
Molecule: messenger RNA, 6749 nt
Organism: Xenopus tropicalis (tropical clawed frog)
Lineage: Eukaryota; Metazoa; Chordata; Amphibia; Anura; Pipidae
Gene: cux2
Product: cut like homeobox 2
Biological process (GO): regulation of DNA-templated transcription; regulation of transcription by RNA polymerase II
Cellular component (GO): nucleus
Molecular function (GO): DNA-binding transcription factor activity, RNA polymerase II-specific; DNA binding
Source: RefSeq, marked validated